AUGGUUGCUCUGCCAAAGCCCCGAAUGGGUAUCUACACUGGAGUCAGUUCACCCAUCCCUGCCACAGUUACACUCGCAUCGCACACACACGAACAAAAUGCCCAUAAUAGGGCCUACAUUUUGCUUUUGAUUAAUUCGGACGGACUCACCAAGUCCCUCUACUCGCCGCAAAUCGAUGCCUCCCUUGCCUUUUUGGAUUGGCUCUUUUUUGAUAUGACCAAGAGACUGACUACGAGGCCAUGUGGAACUCUUUCAAUAUUCACUUAUACAUAA
This is a messenger RNA of Protopolystoma xenopodis, 273 nucleotides long. The record is from the annotation of a GenBank genome assembly. Lineage: Eukaryota; Metazoa; Platyhelminthes; Monogenea; Polystomatidea; Polystomatidae.